Molecule: messenger RNA, 1739 nt
Organism: Solanum pennellii
Lineage: Eukaryota; Viridiplantae; Streptophyta; Magnoliopsida; Solanales; Solanaceae
Product: (3S,6E)-nerolidol synthase 1-like
Exons: 7
Coding region: 39-1718 (559 amino acids)
Biological process (GO): diterpenoid biosynthetic process
Molecular function (GO): terpene synthase activity; magnesium ion binding
Source: RefSeq, a predicted model, not a curated record
UUCUUCAAAUUAAUACCACAAAAUAAUAUCUAUACAUCAUGGCAAUGACUAGCGCCCUUUUCCCUUCACAAUCUCUUUUUAUGCACAUAACCAAUCAAAGAAGUAGUCAAGUUUCAUGCGGAAGCUCUAACAAAUGGGCCGUUGAAGAACAUGAUCUUUUAAGAUCUACCUCGAGCUACAACAAAGAUGGAUUUAAUAGUACCAAAUUUGCAGGAUUAGUGAAGGAUGUAAAGUACUCACUAAUGACAGAAAGAAAUACCAAUAAUCUUGUUUUAGUGGAUACACUUCAACGUAUGGGAAUUGAAUACCAUUUCCAAGAAGAAAUUGAAUCAAUUUUACAUAAGGAGUAUGAUCAAAGUGCUUGUUUUCUCAAGUAUCAAACCCCUUUUGAUGUUUCACUUUGUUUCAAACUUCUGAGACAAGAAGGUUACCACGUGUCGGCAGAUGUAUUCAAGAAAUUCAAGAAUAGUGAUGAUUCCUUGAGGCAAGAUAUAAGUGGAUUAAUUGGUCUAUAUGAAGCAGCACAACUAGGUGUAGAAGGUGAACAUAUACUUGAUGAAGUUGCAAAAUUCAGUAGUGACCACCUGAAUGCAUGUCUUGCACAUAGUGACUCAUGUGAUCAAGCUACAAUUAUUAAAGAAACAUUGAAGUAUCCAUACCACAAAAGUUUAGCAAGUUACAAGGCGAAAAGCUUCAUCAAUAAUUUUAAAGGAAUCAAUGGAUGUGGAAGAACCACCUUGCAAGAAUUGGCAAAUAUUCACUACUCUAUAAAAAGAGAGAUACAUCAACAUGAAUUGAUUCAAAUUUCCAGGUGGUGGAAAAGUCUUGGUUUAGCUGAAGAUUUGAAGCUGUUGAGAGAUCAACCAUUAAAAUGGUAUGCUUGGCCAAUGGCAAUGAUUACGGAUCCAAUAAUAUCACAACAAAGAAUUGAGAUAGCAAAAUGCUUCUCUUUCAUUUAUGUCAUAGAUGACAUAUUUGAUAUUUAUGGAACUGUUGAAGAGUUGGCCCUCUUCACUCAAGCUAUCAAUAGGUGGGAAUUGGAUGUCAUGGUGGACUUACCAGAAUACAUGAGACCACCGUUCAGGGCUUUUUAUGACACCAUCAAUUCCAUUGGCUACAAUAUCUACAAAAUCUAUGGACAAAACCCCACUCAAAAUCUCCGUAAUGCGUGGAAAAAUUUAUGCAACGCAUUUUUAAAAGAAGCAAAAUGGUUUGCCUCUGGAGAGUUACCAACAACACAUGAGUACCUGAAGAAUGGAGUUGUUAGUUCUGGAGUUCAUGUGAUCUUAACUCACAUGUUCUUUUCACUUGGUUUUGGUCUAACCAAUCAAAAUUCUAUGAAUUUGGAAGAUACAUCAGACAUGGCCUCUUCUGUGGCUACCAUAUUUCGCCUAUGGAAUGAUAUUGGAAGUGCAAAGGAUGAGAAUCAAGAAGGAAAUGAUGGCUCUUACCUAGAAUGCUACUUGAAGGAACAAAAAGAUGGUUCUAUGGAAUUGGCAAGAGAAUAUGUAGUUAAGCUAAUAGAAAAUGAGUGGAAGAAACUUAACAAGGAAUCUCUUCAUCUAAUGAGUCAACCUAAUUUAAGAUCAUUUUCAAAAUUUUCUCUUAAUUUUGCAAGAAUGAUACCUCUCAUGUAUGAUUAUGAUGAUAAUCAAUCUCUUCCUAUCCUUCAAGGAUAUAUUAAGUCUCUGUUGUAUGAUGAUUUAUCAAGUGAGUAAAGUGUAGAGUUCUUUUGGUUA